Molecule: messenger RNA, 3587 nt
Organism: Prosopis cineraria
Lineage: Eukaryota; Viridiplantae; Streptophyta; Magnoliopsida; Fabales; Fabaceae
Product: formin-like protein 11
Exons: 4
Coding region: 677-3457 (926 amino acids)
Biological process (GO): actin nucleation; actin cytoskeleton organization
Molecular function (GO): actin filament binding
Source: RefSeq, a predicted model, not a curated record
CUUUCUUUCAUCAUUGUGGGGUUGGAGAUUUCUCUGUACAAUCACCAGUCGAUGGUUGGGAAGGCCCUAACAAAAAGGGGCCCACUCACUCCUCUCUUGGCCUAGAGCAAUGUUAUAUCACUUUUAGCUUCCAUAAGUGCAAUAUUCAACCGCAAAGACCACGACUCAAAUCUUAUGUAACAAAAGCUUUUGAAUCCUCAACCCAACACUAAAAGGAACAGUGUGCGUUGGGGUAAUUGUCUAUUUGAUCACGUUGGGCGGGAGAAGCCGAGAAGGAGCCUAACUUUUUAUCUGACAAAUGGCCAAAAAACGCAUAAAAGACAAAGGAAACAAAUCAAGCAGCGAAGCAGGAGGAGGGAAAUAUUUUUCCAAAACUGUAUUACGCAUUAAACAGUGUUUUUGCAGGGAAAGAGAGAGAGAAGGAAUUUUGAAGCAGGUGAAGUAAAGAAGGCCCUCUCGUCAAACAAAAAAAAAAAGAAGUAAAGAAGGCCCUGCAAAACUACAACUGCCAAGUUCAGGGGUUCCUUGGAGUAGCAUUAAAGACACUGUUCUGGAUCUUCCUCACACAACCGGCUGCCAGCACCUCCCUUGAAAAUCCGAUGCAACAAAAGGGAAAGCAGAUUUCAUAAACACAAAAUUUGCAUUCAUGUCUUGAUGACUUUUGUUUGCACCAAAAAUGGGUUCUGCUUCUAAGGCGCUAAGCUCCAUUUUCAUCCUCCUCCUCUUGAUGCUCCUAUCUUUUCAAAGAACUCGCAUUUUGUCUUUGGAUACUCUGUUCCACCCAGCAGGAAACUUCCACAUCCACGUCCUGUCUGAGAAUGGACAAGAAAAUGACAACCAGAUCAAGAAAGUCUCUGGACAAGAUGAGAAUGAUGAGAAGGGGCCCCUGAUAAUGGAAAAGUUCAGAGUUUUGCUCGGACUCAACAGUGUCCACGCCAGAAGGCCGUCCAAUGGCGAUUCUGGCUUUCUCUCUCCAUCGCCUUCUCCUUCGCCUAACAUUGAUCUCGAGGCUCCAUCUCCAUCUCCAUCGCCUUCUCCAUCUAAUCUUCCGUUACCGCACGUAUAUGCUCAUCCCUUUCCUCCACGACAUCGUUCCCAUUUUAAUCCGCCCGCUCACAAGUUGCAACAUAAAGAUAGAGGCAGAAUUCAGGCAAUACUAGUAGGUGCUCUUGUGUCUGCAGGGGUUGCUACAGUGAUUUGCGCUCUCGGGCUUAUCUGGUUUUUCAGAAAAUGCAGAAAGCAUGCAAGGAAACCCAAAAGGACAAUGCCGCUCUGUAGCAAGAACGGUGGAAGCGGAGGUACUUAUGAAAACUCGUCCAGUCAGGUGGGUCUGAACACUGCCCUAGAUCCGUUUUACCUGAAUUCUUUGGGCGAGGAUGUAGAGCGACACACUUGCAGCUUGAAACAAACUUGCGAAACAGUAAAUACAAGCUCAGAUCAUAGCUCCAUCCCAAAAUGUGCAAUUUACGAGAAGAUGGAAUUAAAUCAAGAAAUGAUUAGCUCAGGAUAUGAUAAUGCCAGCAGUUCUUCCACAAAGGAAAUUCUAUCUGUUCAGGAGGACGCCGAAUCGGGGAAACAUGAACCCGAAUCUGAUGAUGGUGGAGAUAAAAUUGUUACCAUGGAACGCCAUUCAUCAGAGACUGAAAGUUUUCAUUCCUUCGCCGAUUCCCACUCGUCGAAUGUUAGACUUUCCGAUGCUUCAGCGGGCAGUGUGACUGAGACAGUGUCUCCGUCGCCUCGAGCAACUCAGUCUAAUCCUAUCAGUUCGCCAAUUCCAUUGACAAAGGAAAUUCCUCAUUCGCGCCAAACUUCAACUUCGAAGUUAGAAUCUCCUCCAUCACCGUGCAUUACAAAGCAGGAAGAGCAAAAGAUUGAAGUUUGUUCACAGUGUCCACAAGCCUCCACGCCACCCCCGCCGCCGCCACCCCCGACUCUACACGUGUCCUUGUUUUCUUUGCAUUCUCUCACUUCUUCGUCUAGAAUUCCCUACGGCUCUCCACGUUCAUCUUCAAAGAACUCGGAUUCUGACUCAGCACUGAAUCGAAGUGGAGAAAAUGAGUCGCCUUCUGCUCCUCAAUCUCACCCUGCAAGAUCCCCACCUACCAUUCCUCCACCACCGCCCUUCAAAGGCAAUAACAACAAUGUGAAAACUCCACCUCCUCCGCCGUCCCAGCUUCCCCAGUUUACACCUCUGGGAAAAGAUGGAGCCCCCUUACCGAAACUCAAACCACUUCACUGGGACAAAGUUAGAGCUGCCCCAGAUCGCACAAUGGUUUGGGACAAGCUGCGAUCAAGCUCGUUUGAGUUUGAUGAGGAAAUGAUCGAGUCACUUUUUGGCUACAAUUUGCACAAUUCAAUGAAGAACGAUGAGACAAAAAGCAAAACCCCUUCUCCAAGCAAACAUCUUCUCGAGCCAAAGAGGCUGCAGAACAUAACAAUUCUCUCAAAAGCUCUCAAUGUGACGGCUGAACAAGUAUGUGAAACUCUAAUACAAGGUAAGGGCCUCACUUUACAACAACUAGAGGCACUGGUCAAGAUGGUACCCACUAAGGAAGAAGAGGAUAAGCUCUCGAAUUAUAAAGGAGAGGUCAAUGAUUUGGGAUCCGCGGAAAAGUUUGUGAGAGCAAUGCUGAGCAUACCCUUUGCCUUUCAACGUGUUGAAGCCAUGCUUUACAGAGAAACCUUUGAGGACGAGAUUGUCCACCUCAGGAACUCUUUUUCAAUGCUUGAGGAGGCGUGCAAGGAACUAAGAUCAAGUAGGCUCUUCUUGAAAUUGCUUGAAGCUGUGCUGAAAACAGGAAACCGUAUGAACGUUGGGACAAUAAGGGGAGGUGCCCGAGCAUUCAAGCUCGAUGCCCUUCUCAAGCUAGCUGAUGUCAAGGGAACUGAUGGGAAAACCACGUUACUCCAUUUUGUUGUUCAGGAGAUUGUUCGAUCAGAAGGAAUCAGAGUUUCGGAUAGCAUCAUGGGGAAAAUCAGCCAGAAAAAUAAGAACAGGACAGAAGAAGAGAAGGAAGAUGAUUACAGAAGAAUGGGAUUGGAACUUGUUUCUGGCCUGAGUACCGAGUUAUACAACGUAAAGAAGACAGCAACAAUCGACUUGGACGUUCUUGCUAGGUCUGCCUCGAACCUCAAAGACGGAAUGGCUAAGUUGCAAUAUCUGGUACAAGAGUUACAGACGGAUGAAAAGAGUGAGAACUUUGUGAAUUCGAUGAAGGCUUUUCUAAAUUAUGCGGAGAGAAAUCUGAGGGUCCUGCAAGGCGAUGAAGAUAGAGUGCUAGCUCGUGUGAAGGAAAUCACGGAGUAUUUUCAUGGGGAUGUGAGCAAAGAAGACGCAAGCCCACUUCGGAUAUUUGUGAUUGUAAGAGACUUUAUGGGCAUGUUGGAUAAUGUAUGUAAAGAACUGAGAAGGUCCCAAGCACCCCGCACCCCAAAUCCCCUGGCUCCAUUCAGGUAGAUUAGAAUUAGAGUGUAUGGUAUGUUCACAGGAUCAAAUUAUCGACAAAUUGAGUGUAACUUUAUUUUGAUUUUGUUGGAGUUUUUGGAUUAUUUGAACCUCUCAUUCUAAGGCCCUGUUUGAUACAUAA